Phasianus colchicus (ring-necked pheasant) is the source of this 2369-nucleotide messenger RNA. It is a transcript of the gene MIS12, whose product is annotated as MIS12 kinetochore complex component. Gene Ontology annotation, cellular component: MIS12/MIND type complex; chromosome, centromeric region; nucleus. Gene Ontology annotation, biological process: mitotic sister chromatid segregation; kinetochore assembly; mitotic cell cycle. NCBI's taxonomy places the organism in Eukaryota, Metazoa, Chordata, Aves, Galliformes, Phasianidae. The record is from RefSeq and is a predicted model, not a curated record.
UUCCCCGCCCCCGUGAGCUGGAGCGUUCGGUGAUUGGUCGGUGCCUCCAUCCCCGCGGCCACCUUCUGGUCGCUGAUUGGCUGUCGCUCUGAGGGAGUUCGAACGAAGCGGGAAGCUCGGCCUGAGGAGAUCGGGGCGUCUGAGCGGAACGGCGGGCGGGUGGUGUUGGAGCGGCUCCUUCCCGUCCCAGAUCCUGUGGUAACGGCGCGAGGAGGUGAAUCAGCUCCCCUCCGGCUCCCCGCGCGCUUCCAGGCCCCGACCACCCUCCUUUCGCCGCCCCCCAGGCCGCCCUCCCGCCGCCAUGUCGGUCCGCCCCAUGGCCUACGAGACGCAGUUCUUCGGGUUCACCCCGCAGACGUGCAUGCUGCGCAUCUACCUGGCGUUCCAGGAUUACCUCUUCGAGAUGAUGGUGGUGGUGGAGAGCGUCAUCCUGAAGAAACUCGAGGCGCUGCCGGCCGUCCAGAUCAGCCGCUUCGAGAUCCGCAAGAGCACGGAGAAGUUCCUGCAGUUCAUGAAGGCCCGCUUCGACCAGCUCUUCGGAAAGAUGGAAGAGGUGCUGCUGCAGCUGGUGCUCAGCAUCCCCGACAACGUGCUGCUCCCCGAGGACAGGGUCCACCAGCAGUACCCCUACAGCCAGGAGGAGUUCCGUGCUCUGCAGGAUGAGAUCUCCCAGCUGCAGCAGCAGUGCAGGGCUGAGGCAGCCGCCGGGCAGGCGCUGCGUGCAGAGCUGGAGGAGCAGAGAGCCGUGCAGGCCGAGCUGGAGAAGGUUGUGCAGUGGUUUGAUGGGCUGGAGAACGUCUGCAGGGAGCACAGCACCAGCAACUUCAAGGAGAGCCUGGUGUUCCUGACACAGAACUGUACGAAGCUGCAGGAUGUGCUGAGAGACGUUGAAAGGAAGAGUAAAAAAAUAAAGAAACACCAACAGUUACUGUAAUGGAAAUCCCCAAAAGGCAACAAUGAACAUUGGGAUGGCUUGCUUCAAAUGAUGGGGUUUAUCUUUCCAGAAGCAUCUCUGGUGCCUUCCCCACACAGUCCUGCCAUGAUCCGCACUGAGUGCUGCUGGAGAGGGCUGUGUGGAGCUGUGUCAGUUUGCACCAGCCUAGCAAAUAGGGGAACAGGGACAGGAAAAGCCUUGGUUGUCUGGGGAAACACAGCUCUGACAGCAGUGCUUGGGAAUGAGUUCUUGGUUGGAUAACCUGACACCUUCCUGGCCUUAAUGUUAAGUUUGAACAACUUUAAAAUAAACAAAGCAUUUCUGUAAGGUUAUAUGAAUACAGAGGAAAAGAGGUGGCUCAUGUUUAAGCAAGGACACAGCUUGGCAACACAGCCAGCUGACACAGAAGCCACAGGAGGAAAUCAGCAACUCAACCACUUUCUCCUACUUCAGUUUAUGUUGAUUUAUUUUUAUUGUCCAGUGUCUUUUUUUCCUACUGAACAGUGAAGCUCAUUUUAUUAAUGCUUAUCAGAUACUGCUGCCUGAAUGCUGCGAGGCUGACUAGUGUGCUUGAGUCAUUUGAAGUCACUUAAUUAAGCUUUUUCUAUCUGUACUUCAUUCUAAACAGAUUAUUGUCUGUGUGUACCUCUGCACUGCUCUCAGGUUAUAACUCUCCUGUACAGGCUGAUUUGCUUGAAGUAGUCAUUAGUAAUUGGUACUUAACAAGCACGGAUGCUUGAAAAAUGUUAGCCACUGCUGCAAUAAAAGAUGCAUCUAAAGCAUAAAGCAGGUUUAGCAAUUCAUUCUUCCUGAACUUGAGGAGAUGGGGCGUAGGAGCAGCUUAGUGAAGCAGCGCCUCAGGUGUGUGACCUGCAGCACCCAGUGCCACUGAAAGGAAGGAAAUCGCUGUCUAAUGUUGAACUCUAGGAAAAAAAAAAGGGGGGGGGGGGGGGGGGGAGUAUCAGGAAGUGGUCUGUUUUGGCUAAAAAACAGAAUCUCUGUUCCUAAGAGAUUGCUGCUGCCAGAACAGAGAGCCACAGCCACAGGGAUGGCCGGGUGCUGAAGAUGCUGCUGGGAAUGGCAGCUCCGUGCCCUCCCAGAAGCAGUAAAAUAAAUGGGGCACAAAGAAUGUGCAUUCAGAUUGCAUUAGUGGUGGUACAUCUGAUUCGAGCAAAGAACGCCUGGUGGCUCCUGGCAGUUGCUCCUUCAUUUCAGGAUAUCUCUGGAAAUUCCUUUAUAAAAGAAAAGGGCUUUUUCCUGCUCUGUUAUAUUCCAGGAAAUUCACCUCUCGCUUCCCUGCAGAGGAAAUCCUGCUGCUCACUGCCUGUCACCCUUCUGCUGAAACACAUUAUUAUUAUUCCCUCAUGCCACCUUAAUUUGUAAUAAUUACUACUUGGAAUGGCAUUAGAAUAGAAGUCAGUUCUUAAUAAAUAUU